CGAUGGAGUGUGGAGUAGAAUAUUCUUACGAAUAGGUUAUAUUUAAAGUAUUUAUCAAUCAAAUAAAUGUCGAAUCAUCAAAGUUAAUUGCAACGGUUAUCGAUACUGCAUUAGACGCAGUUACAACAUGCAACAAUGAAGAAACUCAACGAAUUAUUCUCAAUCUGCUUCUUAUUGCAAUAUUUGUACGGUGUUUGUACGACUCACUUGCUCAUAAAUGUCAAAAAUCAGGGUGGUGAUAUCCUAUUGGAAACAAUUUCAUCCAAUGUUACGGAAGAUGUAAUUACUUUAGAAUUUCAAUGCUCAGAUGGUACUCUGGUGACACAGCUUAUUGACUUCAAAAAUGAAGUACAGAUUAUAAAAGCUUUGGUUCUCGGCGAGGAAGAACGCGGCCAAAACCAGUAUCAAGUUUUGUGCUUUGUGAAUCACUUUUUCAAAGUGGAUUUUAUAUCCUCCGAUGCAAUGUCUAAAUUGCGACAAAAAAAUCCAGGCACUGUUCGUGUAGCAGAAGAAGAUAAGGGUCAUGUAAAUUAUACCAUGGACCUAUUCUUGGACGUGUCCGAAUCAAAAGAUAUUUCUAAACACAUUGCAAGCCUUUGUGGGGAAGCUGCAGGAUCUGCUUAUACUAGAAACGAGGACAUAAAACAGUGGAUUCAAAGACCUGGCUCCUCUGAACUUUCACUUAUGGCGGCUGUGUACAACUUUAGCACAAACUCCAUAACACAACAAAGUACAAAUGAUUCGAGAUCAUUAUUUGUGACAAGAUGUUCUGACACAUCUAAUAUGUGGGCACCAUGCACAUGUUCAUUAGAGUUAUGUAUUGGGUGGUAUCCGUGCGGUUUAAAAUUCUGCAAGAGCAAAGGUGAUGGUAAAAAAGUAGCCACCCCUUAUAAAUGUGGUAUUAAAACUUGUAAAAAAUGUUUUAUAUUCUCAUAUUAUUCUAAAAUGAAACAAAAUUGUUUGUGGGACGAAUGACACAUAAGGACUAUGUAGAUAUGUAGAUUUUGAUUUAAAAAGAAGGGUUAGGUUGUUCAAAGGGUUCUUCGUUCGAAUGAUACCCGCGGCCGAUUGACAUGAAAUUUGGAGAGGCUAGGUGGUGGAUGCUAAAUAUAAAAUUUUAAAUCAAUCAAAUUAGAUUAAGUUUGGCUGUUUUUUAUUUCGUCGAGUGAGAGUCCGAUUUUUGCGUACUAUUUCUAUCAAAAGCAAAAUCAGACUCGCGGUUUUACUGUUUCUCGUUUAGCUAGGCUGGUAAUAGAGUCGGCUAUGAAAUUACUUAAUUCUCGAAGAUAAAAUUUUACAUUUGACAUCCUUCCAAAUUUCAUAUCGAUCAACUACGGGUGCCAUUUCGAAGAAUAUCCGUUCGAAGUAUAAAAAUCUGUAACUAUUUUCUGCAGAAUAACUUACCAUUUUUACGUCAACAAAAAUCGUGUACAGUCAUAUUCAAUGAAAUUUUCUCUUUUUUUAU
Molecule: messenger RNA, 1465 nt
Organism: Colletes gigas
Lineage: Eukaryota; Metazoa; Arthropoda; Insecta; Hymenoptera; Colletidae
Gene: oaf
Product: out at first protein
Exons: 4
Coding region: 136-975 (279 amino acids)
Source: RefSeq, a predicted model, not a curated record